AGCCCGCCCUGAGUCACUCGCUUGGUGCAGCUGCGAGGGACCCUCCGCCGCGCAGCCCGACCCGGAUCCCCCUUGCGCCGCCGAGAGGAGAGGAGAGGAGAGGAGAGGGGGGACGCCUGCUCUCCACCGCCGGACGCCCGGGCAGAGGGACCCCAGCCCCGCCGCCGAAGGAGCUGCCCCUAUUGAUGUGCAGCUGGAACCGCUGGAACCGCAGCAACCACGGUGGACAGCAUGAAAGAGGAAGUUCCCCCUAACUCUACCAAAGAACAGCCCGGCUGGUUUGUGUCCAACAAUGCCAGCAGCGAUUCCCUGUAUCUCUCUGAAGCCCCUCCUCUUCCCUUGAACCCUUGGGAUGUGGUGCUUUGUGUUUCCGGGACGAUCAUUUCCUGCGAGAAUGCCAUUGUGGUGGCCAUCAUCUUCUACACGCCCACUUUCCGGACACCCAUGUUCCUGCUGAUUGGGAGCUUGGCCACGGCUGACCUCUUGGCCGGCUUGGGCCUCAUCUUCCACUUUGCCUUUGUUUAUUGCAUCCAGUCUGAAGUGGUGGAUCUCAUCACGGUGGGCCUCCUGGUGUGCUCGUUCACCGCCAGCGUGGGUAGCCUCCUCGCCAUCACCAUAGACCGUUACUUAUCCCUCUACAACGCCUUGACCUAUUAUUCGGAAAGGACCGUCACCAGGACAUACAUCAUGCUGAUCCUCACCUGGGGAGUCUCCAUCUGCUUUGGGCUGUUGCCUGUGAUGGGGUGGAACUGCUUGAAAGACACCACCAGCUGCAGCAUCGUCAAGCCCUUGACCAAGAACAACCUCAUCAUCCUCUCCAUCUCUUUCUUCAUGGUCUUUGCUAUGAUGUUGCAGCUCUAUGUGCAAAUCUGCAAGAUCGUCUGCCGGCACGCCCAGCAGAUUGCCCUCCAGAGACACUUCUUGGCCACCUCCCACUACGUCACCACCAGGAAAGGGAUCUCCACGUUGGCUGUCAUCCUAGGGACCUUUGCUUCUUGUUGGUUGCCCUUUGCCAUUUACUGCCUCCUGGGGGAUUACACCUACCCUGCUCUCUACACCUACAUGACUGUGCUCCCUGCUACCUAUAAUUCCAUGAUCAACCCUGUGAUCUAUGCCUUCAGGAACCAAGAAAUCCAGAAAGUGCUCUGGACUAUCUGUUGUGGGUGCAUCUCUUCCACCAUGCCUUUCCGAUCCAGAUCUCCCAGUGAUGUCUGAAUCACACAAUUGUUGCACUAACCGUUUUUCUGCAGAAGACUUACUUGAUCAGAGCUUAGAAAUGACUUCUUGAGACUACAGCUCCCACAUUCUCCCAUCCAGCAUCGCAUAGCUGCCUGGGGCUUUAUGGGAGUUGCAGUCCAGAAAAAAAUAACAUUGCCAAGGCAUGGACUUGAUUUGGAAAUAAGAGUUUCCGUUUUUCUUUUUGCACAAUCCUCUGGGAUUUCUGAGAGACAUUAAAUACACAACACCCUUAAGUUAUUUUCUGUCAUUUGAGUGAAAUUGCGAUGAUCUUUUAUUUAUUUUUUCAAUUUUGGGAGAAAAGAAAUAUGUCAUUUAUUUUUUUAUCCAUACAUUUUUUAGCAGGAAACGUGUUUGUGUGUAUUGUGAAUCUCUCUGUCUGUCUGUGUGUGUGGUAGUUAUAUGUCAAAGAUCUGAUACAAAUAUUUGAUUUGAAAAAGAAUUAUAACAUUAUUUUUUAAGAAAGGGAUAUGGGAAGAAACCUCAAAACCUUUUGACCUUGCUUUUGAGUUUCUUCAGCCUUAAUUACCUCAGAUAUUUAGAAAAAAUAUUUUUCUACAUUGAAACGGUUAUCAUUGUGCCCAUUCUCAUCUUUUUUUCUCCCAUUAAUGGAAGAAGAGAGGAAGCCAAUUUUUGAAACAAAUAUGUCCAUUGCAUU
Molecule: messenger RNA, 1894 nt
Organism: Pogona vitticeps (central bearded dragon)
Lineage: Eukaryota; Metazoa; Chordata; Lepidosauria; Squamata; Agamidae
Gene: GPR3
Product: G protein-coupled receptor 3
Biological process (GO): G protein-coupled receptor signaling pathway
Cellular component (GO): membrane
Molecular function (GO): G protein-coupled receptor activity
Source: RefSeq, a predicted model, not a curated record